AUGUUGUCUGGUAACACUCACCACGGGUCGCUGUUCAUCAAACCUCAGCACCCGUUACGGCGGAUGAGGCUGACUGCUCGACUCAGUGCAUGGAUGACCAAGUCGAAUUCCAUUUUGGCGUCACUUCGCGGCCACGAUGCACUGCGGCAGUAUGGAACCCCCGCCCUCUGCAGCCCCUCUACGACCAACUUCGUGGCACAAAGCCCGUUCAUACUUGGAGUCGCCCCGGAACGCUGA
Peniophora sp. CBMAI 1063 is the source of this 237-nucleotide messenger RNA. The record is from the annotation of a GenBank genome assembly. Lineage: Eukaryota; Fungi; Basidiomycota; Agaricomycetes; Russulales; Peniophoraceae.